This is a messenger RNA of Sabethes cyaneus, 2479 nucleotides long. RefSeq names its product chitooligosaccharidolytic beta-N-acetylglucosaminidase (gene Hexo1). Lineage: Eukaryota; Metazoa; Arthropoda; Insecta; Diptera; Culicidae. Gene Ontology annotation, cellular component: membrane. Gene Ontology annotation, biological process: carbohydrate metabolic process; glycosaminoglycan metabolic process; ganglioside catabolic process. The coding region runs from base 474 to 2291 and encodes 605 amino acids. The transcript is spliced from 3 exons. Gene Ontology annotation, molecular function: beta-N-acetylhexosaminidase activity. The record is from RefSeq and is a predicted model, not a curated record.
GCACUUUAUUUACUUUAAAGUUGUCAGGAGACUCACUUAAAUUCCGAACCAUAUGCGAAUAAACCGGUUUACAUCGUGUGUGGUGGGUCAAUGUGCCGUAUAUAGUUUAAAGUUAUUUUGUUCUUCGGGAUCGGGAUUCUGUUGAAACCGCAAACAAUGUUGAAUUUAUAUGGUAAAACUGAUAUAAAAAGAAGAAGCGAUUGGCCAGGUAUAACAAUGUCAUGGUACUAGUAGAGGAAAGCUGCCCACGACAUUAAUGGACAGUGAAUAAAACGUCUUCUUCGAUAGUCUGGUUUGAGCAACAAAACGGCCAUCCGCUACGACAGACGAGCUCAGUUCAUUGGCCGCACGCAAGACGGUCGGUUCAAAAGUGUUCUUCAGAACAGUAAAAGUGGGCACUUCUUGCCGAAACCAAAUAAGCUGUACGUGGGACACAUUCGGUUUCUUUGGUUGAAGAUCACCGGAAUAUCAAAAUGAGGUGUCUCGCCGUAGUUGUUCUGUUUACAUGUCUAGUGGCACUCAAAGAAGCAUUUGCACAACAGGAAGAAAGCGCACCAGUCUGGGGUUAUCGUUGCGUGGAUAGUCGCUGUGAGAAGGUAGCCCUGGAUGCAAACGAUACUGCCCGUGAGAAAGCGGUAAGCUUGUCGGUUUGUCGUCUCUAUUGCAAUGAAGUAUUCGGUACACUGUGGCCGCGCCCAACCGGUGAAUAUCGACGGGGAAACAACCUGAUCCAUAUCAACGUCUAUGAUAUCCAGUGGCAAUGGGCUAAAGCAUACGAAGCACUGAGUCGCAAUUGGGACUCCAGUAUUGAAAGAUUUAGAGGGCAGUUAAUGAGAAUGGUCCAAUCUGGACAUACUCUGAAGAACGGUGGAAAGCGUGUGAUUGUUAAAGUUGCCGUCGGGGCAGAUUCGUUGGUCUUGAACUAUGAAACUGACGAAAGCUACAAGUUAUCGAUUAGUGCAGCGGAUUCCGGUGACGUGGCGGUGCAAAUCGAUGCUGCCAAUUAUUUUGGAGCGAGACAUGGAUUGGAAACGUUAGCGCAAUUAAUUGUAUUUGAUGAUAUUCGGGAUGAGCUUCAGAUAGUGGCUGAUGUGGAAAUUAAGGAUUCCCCUGCUUAUACGCAUCGUGGUGUUGCUUUAGAUACGUCUAGGAAUUAUGUCGAUGUAGCCUCGAUCAAGCGAACUAUUGAUACUUUAGCAAUGGUCAAAAUGAAUGUCUUUCAUUGGCAUGUAACGGACUCGCAAAGCUUCCCGUUGGUGAUUAAUUCUCAACCGAUUCUCCAUAAAUAUGGCGCUUACUCGCGUAAGGAAAUUUACACUGCUGAAGAUGUUGCAGAUAUCGUGCAGUAUGCUUUAGUACGUGGCAUACGAGUCAUUCCAGAACUGGAUGCCCCUGCUCACGUUGGCGAGGGCUGGGAGAAAACUAAUCUGACCAGCUGUUUUAACUAUCAACCAUGGGUUAAAUAUUGUGUAGAACCACCGUGCGGACAGCUAGAUCCUACGAAAGAUCAGGUAUACGAUGUGUUAGAGGACAUCUAUCGAGAAAUGAAUGCCAUGUUCAGCCGUUCUGAUCUGUUUCAUAUGGGUGGUGAUGAAGUUUCGAUUGGUUGUUGGAACACAAGUGUCGAAAUUCAACAGUGGAUGCAAGCCAAAGGUUGGGGACUAAAUGAAGCGGACUUUCUUAAACUGUGGAAUUAUUUCCAGACUAAUGCACUCGAACGGUUAGAUAAAUCUUUGGGAGAUAAUCGCCCAAUAGUGAUGUGGACCAGCCGUCUAACUGAAGAGCCAUACGUUGAUCAGUAUUUGGACAAAAAUAGGUACAUUAUUCAAAUUUGGACUACGGGCAACGAUCCCAAGUUGGCAAAACUUUUGGAGAAAGGCUAUCGAGUGAUCAUUUCCAAUUAUGAUGCUCUCUAUCUGGAUUGUGGAUUUGCUGGCUGGGUUCAAGAUGGUAACAAUUGGUGUUCGCCUUAUAUUGGUUGGCAAAAGGUUUAUAACAACGAUUUGAAGACAAUGGGUGGUGCAUACGCCUCACAAGUACUGGGUGCUGAAGGUGCCCUAUGGACCGAGCAAGCCGAUCAGCUAACAUUGGAUGCUCGUUUAUGGCCUCGAUUGAGCGCAUUGGCUGAAAGACUUUGGACAGAUCCACGCGGCGGCUGGCACCUCGCUGAUUCACGUAUGCUAGUUCACCGCGAGCGGCUGGUGGCAAAUGGAAUCGCCGCCGAAAGCUUGCAGCCAAAAUGGUGUCUGCAAAAUGAAGGCAACUGUCCAAUAGAUCAGGGUAGGUUGUAGUAAACUGAUCAGCCACAAUAUGCAACUGUGAUUGUGACCGCGAAAGACAUUUCACUUUUGAAGCAAUAACAGCAUGUACUUGAUACCAGAUUUUAAUACUGUUUUAUAGCAUAUUUCGUCCAGCAGUUCCAACUAGGCAAACAAAUUAACCAACUUAAACCCGUGCAGUGUAGAAACUGAACUUUUCC